CCAAUUUCUGAUUUCCCGGUGACCAUUCAGGUGAAAAUUAGUUCGUUGCUCCUUACAUUUCCGGAAUUGUGGACGUCUUCCUGUUAAAAUACACCUUAGUUUCAGUUGUGACUUAACCUACUUAAACCGGUUGUACUGGUGUGACAUAAAGUACGUUAAGUUACUUCCCGGUGGCUGGCUUGCUCCUUUAACAACCGUACAUUACAUUUCUGCUCAGACCGACAUGAAAAGAAGCGGCGCGUACAGGUUUUUAUCAGUUUUCUCGUGCUUCAUCGUUUGCGCGUUCUUAUUUUUAUUUUGGUUCUUUAUAUUUCACUCAAUGGUAAAUGCACCAUAAGACACAGAGACAGACUUCUGUUGCAGCUAAGCUAAGUUGGCCGGCUACCUACCCACAGUGCAUUGCUUUAUUGACAAGUCCCGUGAUCACAUGAUCAACUUCACCAGGAAGUAAGCAUCUCUGUUUGUAGUACUUGACUGCUCGGCCUGUUUGUGAAGUUGUGAUGGCAUCUGACACCAGUGGCGCAGCGUCCUCCGCUCCAGACCUCAAGCUGCAGUUUGCUCCCUUCAGCAGUGCUCUGGAGGCAGGCUUCUGGCACGAGCUUACUCAGAAGAAACUCAAUGACUACAGACUGGACGAGAGCCCCAAAUGUAUCAAAGGAUAUUACUACAAUGGUGACCCACUUGGUUUGCCCACUCGCCUGACUUUAGAGUUCAGUGCAUUUGAUGUGGAUGGUCCGACUCCAGCACGUUGCUGUCCAGCUAAUGGAAUGCUGUAUAACACCAACACACUCGACGCAUUUAAGACCACGGAUAAGAAGGCUCUGCUGGAGAAAGAGGCCAAGGAGAUAUGGGACGCUAUACAGUCUGGGGCUGCUUUGAAAGACCCAUCCCUCCUCUGCAGAUUCAUACUGCUGACCUUUGCAGAUUUGAAGAAAUACCAUUUCUACUACUGGUUUUGCUUCCCUGCACUCUGUUUCCCAGAGGGAAUAAAGAUUGUCCGACAGCCUUCUGUCCUAGAACAAGUGUUCUCAGCAAAACAGAUCGCAGCCUUGCAGGAGGCCUAUGAUGGUCUGUGUAUCAAAAGAGGAACCACAGCAGUUCCUUACUUCCUAAUGAAGUACACAGAUGACACUGUUCAAAUGAUUCCACUCGAGGACUGGGAUACAUUCUUCACUGAUUCUAAGAAGGUUACUGUGGGCGUCUAUGAUCCGUGUACUCUAUCUCAACAUCCGGGCUGGCCUCUGAGAAAUCUGUUGGUCCUCUUAGCUAACCGAUGGGGGUCUAAGUUGGACACAGUGGAGGUGCUGUGUUUCAGGGACAGAACUCUGCAGGGAAGCCGCUCCAUUCAGCACAGUCUCAUCUUCCAGAUAAAACUACCUGAGCUUCCCCUCAACUCAGCGUCUCCUAAGAGUGUAGGUUGGGAGAAGAACCCCAAGGGGGCCAUGGGACCCAGGAUGGUGAACCUCAGUGAAUGCAUGGACCCUAAAAGGCUUGCAGAGUCUUCAGUUGACCUCAACCUGAAGUUAAUGAGAUGGAGGCUGGUUCCUUCCCUGGACCUGGACAAGGUGGUCAGCACAAAGUGUCUUCUACUGGGAGCUGGGACUCUGGGCUGCAAUGUAGCCAGGACUCUCAUGGGAUGGGGAGUGAGACACAUCACAUUUGUUGACAAUGCAAAGAUCUCAUACUCCAAUCCGGUUCGGCAGCCCCUGUACGAGUUUGAGGACUGUCUUGGAGGAGGGAAGUCCAAAGCCAUGGCAGCUGUUGACCGACUCACCAAAAUCUUUCCUGGAGUGAAUGCAGAGGGUUACAAUAUGAGCAUCCCCAUGCCCGGUCACCCGGUGAAUUUCUCUCAGGCCACUCUCUCCCAGGCCCAGAGGGACGUCGAGCAGCUGGAGAAGCUCAUUUCAGAACACGAUGUGAUCUUCUUACUAAUGGAUACGAGGGAGAGCCGCUGGCUGCCUACAGUGAUAGCUGCCAGCAAGAGGAAGCUUGUGAUGAAUGCUGCUCUAGGCUUUGACACUUUUGUAGUAAUGCGCCACGGCCUGAAGAAACCCCCAGUUAGUCAGACUGUUUCUGCAGGGGCAGACUCAUCCCCUUCCUGUUCCUCUGCUUCCUCUUCAUCCUCCACACCGGCCGGCUGUGUGCCUUCUGUCCCAGGAUCCUCUCUGUUCUCCAACAUCCCGGGGCACAAGCUGGGCUGCUACUUCUGCAAUGAUGUUGUGGCACCAGGAGAUUCAACCAGGGAUCGGACUCUGGAUCAGCAAUGUACAGUCAGCAGACCAGGACUAGCCAUGAUUGCUGGAGCCCUGGCUGUUGAGAUGAUGGUGUCCAUUCUGCAGCACAGUGAAGGAGGCUAUGCAGUGGCCAGCAGCAGUGAUGACAGAAUGAACGAACCUCCCACCUCUCUGGGUUUAGUGCCGCAUCAGAUCCGAGGCUUUCUUUCGAGGUUCGACAACGUCCUGCCUGCCAGCCUGGCCUUUGACAAAUGCACUGCCUGCUCACCCAUUGUCCUGGACCACUAUGAGAGGGAAGGUUUCAGCUUCCUGUCAAAGGUUUUUAAUUCCUCCCACUCAUUCCUGGAAGACCUGACAGGGCUGACACUGUUACACCAGGAAACACAGGCUGCAGAGAUUUGGGAUAUGAGCGAUGAUGAGAGCAUCUGAAGGACUGGAGGAACAAAGCCUGAGCCUCCGAAGGACUGGACACUCCAACCCUCCAAUCCACCUUUCUGUUUUUGUUUUGUUUAAGAAUUCUUGCACUUACAAAGGACAAGGGGACAAGGGCUUUGCGGACAACAGCGGACACACUGAUAAAAUUCAAGAAAUCAAAACCAAGUACAUUAUAAAACUUCUUCAGAAAAGUAAGCUUUAGAAUUCGUAUUAGUCUUCAUGUGGAUUCAAGGUCAAACGAAUCGUUUAGACCCUUAGCAGUAAUAUGAUAAAAAAUAAUAAACAGGGAAAGAAUCAGAUUGCUUUUACUGCUUAAAUAUUCAAUGAAUGUCUGUUUUUUCACUGUUACAUUAGAAACAGGACAAGUUUCCACAUUGUGUAUGAACCUGUUGUAUGUAAGGGUGAAUGUACCUCUUCCUCUCACUUGCUUAUGUGUAAUCAGUCACAUUUAAUCAGUGUUUGAGACAGAAACACUCUGCAUUUGUAUAAAGGGGCUUUAUUGUUUUUGUCUAAAAUGGUCACAGGUCCAAUCCCUCCCACGGUCCCUCCAUCACACAUUUAAUGGGUUAGCUGGAGAGUCCUUAGGCAGGACUUUAACAUACUACAUCUGCUCGCUCAUUCAGUUCAGAAAAGAGCUUCAGAUGAAUUAUGAAAACACAGAAACACAGUUGACCAGUCAGAAAAUCCAUCCAUCUCCCUGUCUGUUUACUGGAGAGUGUGAUUCAUACAGUAGUUAUUACUAAAACCAGCUUGGUUCUCCCAAAGGUGUUAACUCAUGAGGAAGCCUGCACACAGACAUUGCUGAACUUCAGCGACUGAACUGUGUUUGCUUCUGAUGUACUUACUGUGGACAACCUGGAACCUACAACUGCACGGUUUAAUGUAAAAGAGCCAGUGGACAAACUGAAGGUCUUUAUGGUGUUUGUGUUGACGCAUGCUCGUGUUCGUCUGUGCAAGUUAUGGUUUUCCUACUCUGCCUUUUUGUAUUUGUCUUAACUGCUAACAUGUACAAUGUUUUCAGUGUAAUGAAUUGUAAAUGUCAACAGCGGCUUGGAUAUGUCUGGAAGAGAAUUAGUACAAUGUGGAGAAAAAAAAAAAAAGAUCUGAGAUUCGUUUCAGAAUUUGACCUUGAAGUUAGCCAGUCGGAAUUGUGACUCCAAAAAAAUCCAAAAUUCAGAUUUUUUUUCCUCAGAUUCUAUUCUCAAAAUUGAGAUUAACCGAUGUUGAUUUGGAUUUUAUCAUUGAGUAGUCUGAGGUUUUUGUCGUUCUUUUUCUCUUCUGGAAGUAAUUGACCAAAAACUAGAAUAAAAGGUCUGUACAAUU
Micropterus dolomieu (smallmouth bass) is the source of this 3992-nucleotide messenger RNA. It is a transcript of the gene atg7, whose product is annotated as ATG7 autophagy related 7 homolog (S. cerevisiae). The transcript has 19 exons. The record is from RefSeq and is a predicted model, not a curated record. Gene Ontology annotation, cellular component: phagophore assembly site; cytoplasm. Gene Ontology annotation, biological process: cellular response to nitrogen starvation; autophagy of mitochondrion; C-terminal protein lipidation. Bases 501 to 2663 code for a protein of 720 amino acids. Gene Ontology annotation, molecular function: Atg8 activating enzyme activity; Atg12 activating enzyme activity. NCBI's taxonomy places the organism in Eukaryota, Metazoa, Chordata, Actinopteri, Centrarchiformes, Centrarchidae.